This is a messenger RNA of Papaver somniferum (opium poppy), 897 nucleotides long. RefSeq lists its product as uncharacterized. Lineage: Eukaryota; Viridiplantae; Streptophyta; Magnoliopsida; Ranunculales; Papaveraceae. The transcript has 4 exons. The record is from RefSeq and is a predicted model, not a curated record. Gene Ontology annotation, molecular function: catalytic activity. Bases 1 to 897 code for a protein of 298 amino acids.
AUGCGUGUGCUCUAUUGGAAUAUCAAUGGGGUGGCAAAGGUGGAGGCUGGGCAGAAGUUACGUGAACUAGUUCAUGACCUGAAGCCGGAGAUUCUUUGUGUUGCUGAGCCAAAGAUUAAGUUCUCUGAUAAGGUAAUUUGUAAGUUAAAUUUAACUGGUUUUAUGAGGAAGGCUGUUCAUAAUUCUUCUAUGCAUAAUAUUGGGAAUCUUUGGAUCCUGUGGAGUGCUAAUAUUGAAGAGCCAGUGGUGGUUAAUAUGACUAGACAAGCAAUUACUGUUAGAACUGAGGGGGUUUUAAUCUCUUUUGUUCAUGCUAGUUAUAUUCAAGUUUUUCGAAGAAGAUUAUGGUCUCAACUUUCAGCUGUGGAUACUACAACUCCUUGGCUGAUAAUGGGGGAUUUCAACUGUGUUCUUCGUCAAGAUGAAAAGAAGGGAAGCCGUGAGUUUACUUGGACUAAUGGUCAAUCUGGUGUUAGUAGAAUUCUUAGUAAAUUGGAUCGUGCUAUUAUCAAUGAGCCUUGGUUGAAGGAGGCAAUCAAAUUGUGGAAUCAAACGGUCGUUGGGAAUGUUAAUGCUAGGCUGAAACAAGCUCAACUUAAGUUUGAAGUGGCUUGUAGGAAUUCUGAUGAGGAUCCUUUUACUACUUCUAAGUUGAAUAUUAUGAAGGAUUCUCUGGUGGCGGUUCAAUAUGUUCGUAUGCAGCAUCUUACUAUGUUGAAACAACAGGCUCGUAAUAGGUGGAUUUUGGAGGGUUCUAGUAACACUUCUUUUUUUCACAGCAAUAUAAACAUUCGAAGGAGCGCAAAUACAAUCUCGGAGUUGGUUACUGAAGAUGGUGUGACUAUCUCAGAGCCUAUUCAGCUUCAUGACCAUGUGCUUGCUUGGACACUUUUCUAG